AUGUCAAUUUCUCUUUUCGCGUAUAUUUCAGUUUAUUUAACGGAUUUCUUUCAUUCUUUUUCUUCGAUUACCGAUUUCUUUGUUUCUUGGAAAGGACUAUCUCUAUCUAUCUAUCUAUCUAUCUAUCUAUCUAUCUAUCUAGUUCAGUCCGAUCAUACCUAUCUGAUUCUUUUCAUAUCUAUCUAUCUAUCUAUCUAUCUAUCUAUCUAUCUAUCUAUCUAUCUAUCUAGUUCAGUCCGUUCAUAUCUAUCUCAUUCUGUUCAUAUCUAUCUAUCUAUCUAUCUAUCUAUCUAUCUAUCUAUCUAUCUAUCUAGUCUAUCCGUUCAUAUCUAUCUAUCUCAUUCUGUUCAUAUCUAUCUCAUCUAUCUUCAUAUCUAUCUAUCUAUCUAUCUAUCUAUCUAUCUAGUGCAGUCCGUUCAUAUCUAUCUAUCUAUCUAUCUAUCUAUCUAUCUAUCUAUCUAUCUUAUUCAAUAUAUAUAUAUAUAUAUUUAUAUUAUUAUUUCCUUAUAUAUCUAUCUAAGAUAUGAACGAUCUAUCUAUCGCUGUUCAUACCUAUCUAUCUAUCUAUCUAUCUAUCUAUCUCAUUCAAUUCAUAUCUGUUUUGAUAUCUUUCAGACUAUCUAUUUAUUUCAGUCUUCCUAUAUCUAUUCUGUUAUUUCAUAUCUAUCUAUCUAUCUAUAA
Acanthosepion pharaonis is the source of this 681-nucleotide messenger RNA. The record is from the annotation of a GenBank genome assembly. NCBI's taxonomy places the organism in Eukaryota, Metazoa, Mollusca, Cephalopoda, Sepiida, Sepiidae.